Postia placenta MAD-698-R-SB12 is the source of this 1200-nucleotide messenger RNA. RefSeq lists its product as hypothetical. Lineage: Eukaryota; Fungi; Basidiomycota; Agaricomycetes; Polyporales; Adustoporiaceae. The record is from RefSeq and is a predicted model, not a curated record. Bases 1 to 1200 code for a protein of 399 amino acids. Gene Ontology annotation, molecular function: poly(A)-specific ribonuclease activity. The transcript is spliced from 7 exons.
AUGUCUCAAGAGUUCACGCCUACAGCCGAGCAGCUCGCAAUGGCGGAAGAGCGGAGACGCAAGAAGGAGCAGCGGGAGUUGGCAGCAGCCAAGGAAGCAGAAGAGAAGAGCCGCAUACUUCCACGAGAAUGGCUCACAGUCCAGGAUGUCCCCAGCAUAGAGACGGGACGGACCGUUAGAGUAAUGUCUUGGAAUGAAGUGGACCAGCUCGAUAAACUACUUCCGGUCCUCGACGGUGCUGGGUACGCGUGGGUGUACAAGGCCGGUCCUCGGAAGAAACACGGCUGUCUCAUCGCGUAUCGCAAAGAGGCAUAUACUCUAGCUGACGAGGAAAUCGUGCUGUACGACGAACAGGACGUGCGUGAAGAUGGCAGCGACAGAGCACGCCGGGGUAGCAGCUUUCGCACGAAAAACAUCGCCUCCCUUGUCCGUUUGCGACGAUCCGGGACAAUGUCCGAAGGGCUGAUAGUAGCCACGACGCACCUCUUCUGGCAUCCGUCAUAUACCUAUGAGCGCACAAGGCAAGCGGGUAUUCUUCUACGGGAAGUCGUGAAAUUCCGUGAUAAGGUCUCGUCCGACGGCAAUGAAUGGCCUUGCAUUGUAGCCGGCGAUUUCAAUUUCCCGCCAGACGACCCUGCUUAUUCGCUGAUGAUGGGGGACCCGCUUCUCCCUGAACAGAAAGCUAGGCUAGCGGCGUCGCGUGUGGUACACAUAACAAUUGACCCCGAUGUGUCGGCUACCCCCAAUGUGGAUACGGUGGAGGGGGAAGAGGGUGGGGAAGUUGGCAAGACGGAUCCCGACAAAGUCAUCACCAAUGCUCGUCCAGCAUCCGCAGAUGACGGCCUUCUAGCGGACAACGAACUCCAGGACUUGUUCAGCCGAUCGGGCGCGCCCAUGAGCAUUUAUGAUGAAGGGCAACGGAGGCUUCCUUCUUCAUUGACAGUAAAUUUGACAUUCCAGAGCCGACAAUCAGUCGAUUCGUCCCGGCACGGAGGUUUUGAGCCUGUUUGGACGAGUUACACCCACUAUUGGCAGUCUGUAUUAGAUUAUAUCUUCGUCUUGCAACCUCGAAGGCUUGGCAUCGUUACGAAAAUUGCUCAGCCGCACCAGGCCGACGUGCUCACGCCGGGUCUCCCGCAGAAGGGUGUUUGUGGCAGUGAUCAUAUUUCCCUCGGCGCCGAAUUAUUCCUGCCGACGUGA